CAGGAUAUUCGUAGGACGUCUCUUGCUAUCUGGGCAGCGGUUUAUAAUAUGCAGAUUAUUGUUAUCAAUUUAACACGACCCAGGAAAUAUUUUUAAACCUUUCCUGAGUUAUUUUUUAGUCGUUCUUGUAUAAGAUCUGCGAUAUUAUGUUUAAAAAAUUCACCUGUAAUAGUAAAUCUUGAUAUGUAUCCAUUCUGCGUUAUAUUGUUUUUACAAAUAUAUACUGGAUAUGCCCGAUUUUGUGAAGGAGAUGGUUUUCAUAUUCCCGACCAUUGGAAAGAUCGCAGAUGUUUUUCAACAGGGCCAGAUUGUAUACCAUUGGAAGGCCGCUGGUUUGGCGAAGGCAGAGGUAGAACUUUAUACUGUUAUAGUUUUAACAUAAAGGCAGAAAAUAUUUCAUCAUCGUUUAUUCAGAGUGUAUCGAAUUAUCAUCCAGAAGCACUGCAUUCAAUAUUUUUUUAUAGUGAUGUGAGCCUUUUUCCAAUAAAACUUAAUAUAUCCAAUAUACUACCAGGAUCCUUUGAAAAAGUUAACAAGAAAUUAACUCAAUUAUAUUUUGAUAUAAAUAAUAUUAAAAUUAUAAGGAAGGGUGUAUUUAACUCAUUGGGUGAGCUUAGAAUAUUAAGUUUCAAGUUUAAUAAAGUGGAGAUUAUUGAAGAAGAUGCAUUCUCUGGUUUAGAAAAGCUAACACAUUUAAAUUUAAAACACAAUUUCAUUUACCACCUAAAUCAAAAUACAUUUUACCCCUUAAAAAAUUUGUACUUAUUAGACAUUUCUAAUAAUUUUAUAAAUACUGCUAACCAAUCUCGUUUAAGAUUUACCAAUAUUACAGAAUUUUAUCUUGAUAAUAAUGAAAUUAACCAAUUGCAAAAUGUUAUGUUUAAUAAUGUAUCAGUAAAUAUUUUAGAUAUAAGUUAUAAUAAUUUAUACGUUAUUGAACCUGAAGCUUUUCUUAACCAAAAUAACUUAUAUGAUCUUAAUUUAAAUAAUAAUAAAUUAGAUAAACUUUCAAGUAAUUGUUUUUUAGUCGUUCUUGUAUAAGAUUUGCAAUAUUAUGUUUGAAAGUUUUACCCGUAAUAGUAAAUCCUGAUAUGUAUCCGUUCUGCGUUAUAUUAUUUUUACAAAUGUACACUGGAUAUGCAAGAUAUUGUGAAGAAGAUGCUUUUCAUAUUCCCGACCAUUGGAAAGAUCAGCAAUGCUUUUCAACAGAGCCAGAUUGUAUACCAUUGGAAGGGCGCUGGUUUGGCGAAAGCAGUGAUAGAACCACAGUGGGUGGAACUUUAUACUGUUAUAGUUUUAACAUAAAGGCAGAAAAUAUUACUUCAUCGUUUAUUGAGAGUGUAUCGAAUUAUCAUCCAGAAGCACUGCAUUCAAUAUUUGCUUAUAAUGAUGUGAGCCUUUUUCCAACACAACUUUAUAUAUCCAAUAUACUACCUGGAUCAUUUGAAAAAGUUAACAAUAGCUUAACUGAAUUAUAUUUUGAUAAAAAUAAUAUUCAAAUUAUAAGAAAAGGUGUAUUUAACUGUUUGGGUAGGCUUAGAAUAUUAAGUUUCAAGUUUAAUGAAGUAGAAAUUAUUGAAGAAGAUGCAUUUUCUGGUUUAGAAAAGCUAACACAUUUAAAUUUAAAACACAAUUUCAUUUACCACCUAAAUCAAAAUACAUUUUACCCCUUAAUAAAUUUGUACUUAUUAGACAUUUCUAAUAAUUUUAUAAAUACUGCUAUCCAAUCUUAUUUAAGAUUUACCAGUAUUACAGAAUUUUAUCUUGAUAAUAAUUUAAUUAACCAAUUGCAAAAUGUUAUGUUUAAUAAUGUAUCAGUAAAUAUUUUAAAUAUAAGUUAUAAUAAUUUAUACGUUAUUGAACCCGAAGCUUUUCUUAGCCAAAAUAACUUAUAUGAUCUUAAUUUAAAUAAUAAUAAAUUGGAUAAACUUUCAAGUAGUUUACAUUAUUUAGUUAGUUUAAAAAAACUGGAUUUAUCUUACAAUAAUUUGCAAACAAUUUCUAUGGGCUUCUUUGAUCAUUUUAACUAUUUAGAAAGUUUAAACUUGACUCACAAUAAUCUUGUUUCUGUUAUUGGAUUAAAUGUUUUAAAUGUAAAAUACUUAGGACUCGCUCAUAACAAUAUAAAAGAUUUUGAUAUCAAAUCAUUAAAAUCUUUCCCCAAAUUAAAUCAAAUAUCAUUAGAUGGAAACAUGUGGGAUUGUAAAAUUUUAUCAAGUGUUGCCCAAGAAUUAUCUUCCCGGUCAAUUGUAAUUGAAAAGGGACACGAUCGUAAUUUAAGUAAUGUUUUGGGCAUAGAAUGCUCGGAAUCUAACGAUACAACUAAAACAACGAUUGGCGUUGAAAACUCUUCAUUUUUUAAAUAUCUCGAGGAAGGUUACAAAAAGAGUAAUUUCUUUAAGUAUUUGGAUUCACUUAAUAACACAUCAAUUGAUGACAAAAACACUUCAUUUUUUAAAUAUUUUGAGGAAGAUUACAAGAAGAGUAAUUUUUUUAAGUAUUUGAAUUCAUUUAAUAAGGACACCUUAUUAGAUCAAAACACUCCAAUUGUAAUAAUUCUAAUUGCUACUAUUGUAAUUUUGUUAUUAGUUUUAAGCACUUUGGUGUAUAUUAUAGUUAAAUUAUUUAAUAAAAAACCAUUUCAGGAAGAAAUACCACUUAUUUAAUUAGGGCAGAUUUUCUAAAAAAUUGCAUUAAAUAAAUAAAUACCUAUAUUACUACUUUUUAGUAGGUGAUUUUGUAAAAAAUAUUUUAGGUUUAAAAUGUACAAAAAUGUUAACUAAGAAUAAAUAUUUUGUCUGCA
Messenger RNA from Brassicogethes aeneus, 2803 nucleotides. NCBI's taxonomy places the organism in Eukaryota, Metazoa, Arthropoda, Insecta, Coleoptera, Nitidulidae. The record is from the annotation of a GenBank genome assembly.